This is a messenger RNA of Paramecium tetraurelia, 8672 nucleotides long. RefSeq lists its product as uncharacterized. NCBI's taxonomy places the organism in Eukaryota, Ciliophora, Oligohymenophorea, Peniculida, Parameciidae. Gene Ontology annotation, molecular function: protein binding. The record is from RefSeq and is a predicted model, not a curated record. The transcript has 5 exons.
AUGAAUAAAAGCAGCCUGAAUUCCUCAAAAAUCAAACAACUCUCAUCAGGUGCUCCUAUUGAGGUUGUUCCCAAUGAGAUCAUCUUCAAAGACAUCCAAAUCAACCAGACCUAUGAAAUUACUGUAUUUGUUCGAAACUUGACUCAAACGGCUCGUAGGAUCAGGGUUUUUCAACCGCAUUCAAAUUUCAGAUGCGAUUAUGAAAUGCAAGGGGCCAUAGCAGCAGGUCUGUCAAUGAAGCUCAUUGUGACAUUCGAGACAGCCAAUUUAGAGAGUUAUUCUGACAGUCUGAAGAUCGUAACUGAUGGACAGUACAGCGUCGACAUUCCAUUGCAUGCAUUCCCAGCACAAGCAGCUAUAAUCUAUGAACCCUUCAUCAACUUGGGAUUCGUAAGAGUGGGCAAGGAGAAGAUGGAUAAAAUCCAUUUUAAGAAUGAAGGCAAAGCUCCUGGGAAGGUUGAGUUAAAACUAGAGAAGAUACCCGACUUUCGAAUUGAUCCCAACUCAUUCACACUGGCUCCAGGUUAAGAAUUCUCAGUUUCAGUCUUCUACAAACCCAAAGAUGCAGGAAUCUUUCGAGGCAUUGUCGAAGUGAUUGCUGAUGGCCAGCUCAGCGGAUUGAGUCUCAAGAAUCCUAUUGAUAUCAAUGCUACUUCAAUAGAGUUUACACGAUUCCUUAUAGAUUCAAAUGGAACGCAGAACAAUCAUUUUGAUUUUGGCACAAUUUAUUAUGGACAAUAAAAAAAUAUCGAGGCUUACUUAGUCAAUAACACUCCCAAUCAACAGAAAUUCAAAGUCAAAUUGAAGAAGGGAUUACAUCAACGGGAAGAAACACUGAAGUUAUAAACACCAGCAGAAUUGGGAUUGGAACAAACUGAACGAAUUAUGGAAUGUUGGCCUGAGGAAGGAACUAUUGAAUCAUACUCCUAGGCCACCAUUCUAUUUAAAUGCAGACCCAAAGUGAGUGAAGAAUUGUAGAUACGAACAAGACAAUAUGCAAUGAAUCAGGAUAGGAGGAUGGAUGCAGAUGAAUUCCAAUACUCAGCCAUCUUCGACUUUAAUGAUGAUGAACCAUUGAUGAAUCAUCUCUCUGUACAUUGCAUUUGUCCUCAAAUCAAAUUCCCACCCAUACAAUCCAUAACAUUUGGGCAAUGUGGAGCAAAUUAACAAAAAGACAUGACCUUUGAAAUCCAAAAUCUAUCAUAGGAAUUACCAAUUCUCAUUGCUUUUCCAACCAUCCCCUAUUUCAGUGUGACUCCCCCUCUCAAAACUUUGAGUUAAUCUGAGAAAGUUAAUUUUUGGAUUAGUUUUAGACCUAAACAUAUUGGAUAAUUUGCUAAUAUUUUGAAUGCAGAAUUGUUGGGCGGGGUCUUCAAAAUACCUAUUAAAGUUACAGGCAUAUGCUAACAAAUACUACCCAAACCGCAAUACAGAAGAGGACCUGAAUCUUAACCUCAAGAUUUUGAAAUAACCAAGGAUAGGUCUAUUUCAGGGAUUGUCAAGACUUAGACCGAUAAGGUGUAGACUUUUGAUUUGUCUCGUUCAAUGGUUUCUGUGGCUCAACAAAGUUUAGAUAGGAUCGAUGAAUUGAAAUUAACAAAUAAGGAGAAAUACAAUGAGUAUUUGAAAGGUCAUAGAGCAUUGAGGAUCAAAAAAGAGAAAGAAUAGUUGAUUAAAUUGAAAUUCACUCAGAUGACAGAGAAAUUAAACUAAAUUAAGAAUGAAUCAUUGCUCUUGUAGAAGAAGAAACAACAAACAACAGAAGAAGAAAAACCAGAACCGCCUAUUGAUUAUGAAUUUGUUGUUGGAAUGCAUGAGGAUGGCUAUGAAUAGGAUUUGAAUCUACCAGAUGCCAAUGAAUCUUUAUUUGUUACUAAACCAAUCUAUCACUAUGAACCGAUUACUAGAGUUAAGGAAGGUAAUGUCAUCAAACCCUUUGAUCCUGAUCCUAAGACAGUUCCAAAGAAGAAAUUCCCUAAUGAACCAAAGACUCAUAGUGAAAUUAGGGAUGCAUCAUGUGAAUUGACAGCAGAAUAAUUACUUAAAAUAAGUGCUGGUCCUGUCAAAAUCGAUUUUGGGAAUAUCUUCGUUAAAUCCUUGGCUACAAAAUAUUUCUAUGUUAGAAAUGAAUUAAGGAGUUCCAUCUCAGUUCGAUUGUAUUCAGACAGAGAGGAGUUUGCUUAGUCAUACACAAAACCACAGAUAAUUCCCAGUGGACAAACAGCUGGAUUUGAUGUAUGUGUGAAUUCUAGGCAAUUAGGAUAGUUAAAAUCACAUUUGAAAUAUAUCAUCAAUGAGAAACAUGUAUUUGAAAUUUAAGUAUCAGCUACAAUUGAAAAAGUGUUCUUAGAAAUGAGUAGACAAUAAGUUAAAUUAAACUUCACAGAUGACAAUGCAGAGAUGGAAACAAUGGAAAUAUUGAGAUUGACUAAUAAUGGAAAUGCUGAUGCUAAAUUUAAAUGGAUCACAGCAGAGAAAAAGACCUUUUCUGUAAAACCAGAAGAGGGUGUUGUACCAUUUGGGAGGAAUGUAGAAUGUUAAAUAAUCUAUCGUCCAUCUCUUUCAAAUAAUCAAUAAUAGUAUGCAGCCUAAGCAUCUGGUCAAUAAUAAUAAUACACAGCUGCCACUACAAGGACAGAAGAAGAGAAAAUUACACUAAAAACUGAAGAAGGAUUAGAUCAAACAGUCAAAUGCACUGGAAUUGUGACUGAACCUAAAUGCUCAGUCAAGUAAGGCUCAUUAGAUUUCAAAGAUGUAGUUGUGUGUAAGACUGAAACUAAAAUUAUAAGCGUAAAGAAUCAUUCCAAAUCAACAGCAGUAUUUGCAAUAAAAUCAUAAAUAGAUUGCAUUGAAGUUAUGCCUCUGAAAGGUAGAAUUCAUUAAGAGGAAACGAAAGAUAUUCAAGUGAAGUUCUUUAGCAAAGAGGAGAGAACAAUCAAAGGAGAAAUUGUGAUUCAAAUUAGAGGAGGAAAACUAUUGGUUGUUCCCUUCUCAGCUUAAGCAAUCAUACCUAAAAUUGAAAUUGAGUAGGAUCUUUUCGAAUUUGGAAAUGUCACCACUCUAGGCACGAGCAAUCAAAUGCCUUUGACUCUCGUAAAUUCAUCUCCUGUGAAUGUUGAAUUGGUUUUAGAUUUGCGAUCUCAAAGUGAGAAUCCAAAAGCCCCUGAUGGAAUUGAUUGCUUAGAAUUCAAACCAUAAGAUGAUGAUGACACCAUUAUGCAUUCUGUUCAUCCUGAUUAAGAAGAUGAUGAACCCAAAGAAGAGGAUCCAUUGGAUGAUGUAUCUGAGAAAUCAGAACCCAUAGAAAUCGAAUAGAAGAUAUAUAGACAAUAUAAUAUCUCCAUUGGGGCAGGCAAAUCUUAACAAUUCUUGUUACGCUUCUCCCCAAAGGAAGUUAAAUAGUACUCAUUUGACAUUCCAUUGACUCUCGCAAGAUUUGGUAUGUUGCCUACUUUACUAAGAAGAGUGACUUGCAAAGGACUCAAACCUAAAUUCUUAGUGGAACCUUAAUCUAUAGAAUUCAAGAAGAAAAUCAUCACUUCCCCAGAUAAAUGUUUCCCCACAGUUGAAGAAAUCAAAUUGUCUAAUCCUGAUAAACGAGAUGUUCAUUGGAAAAUUGAUGCCUCCUCAUUGAGAUCAGAAAAGAUCUUCUCAAUCGAACCUUCUGAAGGAGUUGUUCCAAGUGGACAACAAUCUAAAAUUAGGGUCAAAUUCAAUCCUUAUGGACCUGGCUAAUUUAGCGGUGUCGUUCAAUUAUACAUCCUAUCUGAUCCUGACAUCCCUCCUACCUUACCUUAUGUAGAAAUCACAUUAGGGGGGUCUGGAGCAUACCCAAGAUUAUUAUUUGACAAGAAAGAAAUCAUACUUCCAGUUGUGCCUUUGAAUAUUCAAUCUAGGUGUUACUUUAGAAUUAUUAAUGACGGAUACGAAAACUUAAAUUUAAAAUAUAAUUGGGCUCAAGAAAUAAGCAAUUUCAAUCUAGAACUUAAAUUUCCAGAAGGAACUACCUUAGGUGUGGCCAAAAGCAAACUAAGAGUGGAAGUUAUUUUUAGUAAUAAGAAACCCUUGAGUUUUACUACAAGAGUUGAAUUUAUUGAUGAAGCCAGAGUCUAUUCAAUCUACAUUUCUGGAACUACAGAUAAUUGCAUUUUUACUAAUCAAACAUUCCUUUGGAGGAUGGGAAGGUACCAAUUAGAAGCUGAAGAAAGAAAACCCAUCCUCUAUGUAGAAGAUGAGAAUGUGGAUUCUGACAACGAGAAGAAUCCUAAACACAAUUUCUCUGUAAGAUCAAGUACUUCCUCUAAAGGAACUGCAAAUCUAGGUUAUACUCCUGUUAGGAAAGAUUAAUUUGACUCUGCUUCUGAAUAUAUUAUUAGAUGGCUCAAUUAUCAUGUGCUUACAACCAGUAUCGUAAUGUAUCCUGAAGAUGUGAUUAAUGCCAAUGGACAACAGGUUUUUGAACUUCUCACCUUUUUGACAGGCAAACAGAAUUUUUCCUAUAAAUAAAAUAUUGAUCCAAAUUGGAAGAAAUCUUAGAGGGCUGAAGCACUUUAUAAAUAAUAUGAUGAGAUGAUCAGAUAACUUAAAAUAGAGGGAGCAUUGCUUAAUCACAUCAGAUCAGAAUACUUGUUGAGUUAUUAAGAUUAUUUAGCAUGGCUCAAAGUUCAACCACCAAAUAAGUUUGAGAAUGUCCCUGAAAAUAUGUUGAGACUCAAUCCUACUAAAUACAAUUACUUGCAAUAAGAUGCUUGGAUUGCCUUAUUCUAUCAAAUCAUCAAGAUCUAUUAUUUGAAUCGUAUCACUCUCAAGGCAUUCAAAGCUCUUCCAGGAAUUCCUACUCCUAAAUUAACUAUUCCUGAUUAUUAUCUGGAAGGAUCCAAUUUGAUCUCAUAAUCUGAAGGCAUACUCCUCUACUUCUAUGAAAUAUGUUAUGAAAUGCAACAUCAAAUGACUAGACGAAUCAAGAAUUUUGAUUAAGAUUUCAGAGAUUCAAUAGUAAUUGCCGAUGCUUUGACCACAUUCAUUGGUCCUUCCAUGACUAAAUUCUUCGGCAAUUUCCGUAACUCUUGUAACCAUGAGGAUGAUUACAAAUACAACACUGAAAAACUGAUACCAGCAUUGUAAGACUUUGGCCUUUAAUCUCACAUUUAACCCAUUGAUAUAUAUCGUCCUUAAUGCAGAGAAAUGAUUAUGCUACUUGUUCAAUUAUUUUUUUCGUUGCCUUAUUACAUUCCCCAAAAGGACCCUAUUUUCUUCUCUUGUGUUUUGGGUGAAGAAGUAGUCAAAAGCAUUGAACUUAAGAAUCCAACUCAAAAACCAAUCAGCUACUGGGUUAAAUAUGAAGGACAUCCAGAUUUCUAAUUGGAAGGAGAUGAAAGUAUUAAAAUUGAACCAGACGUUCCCUAUUAAUAUAAAAUUAAGUUUACAUCAAGAAUAUCUCAGCCAGUUUCUGGAAGAGUAAUUUUCACAAACAAAAAAGAGUCAAACAUAUAAGCAGCUGCUUUGGUUUUUGAAUUAAAAUCCAGUAUUACAGGCAGAAAAUCUGAGAAGCAAUGGAAUGUUAGUUCUAUAUUGUAUGAAAUCUUUGACUUUUAAAUUUAAAUAACGAAUAAGUUCUUAUAGGAUGGGGAAUUUCAAAUAAUCAUAACUCAUGAGAAAAAGUAGAUAGAUCAAUAGAAAAAGAAGGGAAAGACUGCUUAAGUUUAAUCAAUUAUUUAAGAGGAGGAAUUCCCAGCAUUCUUUUGUCAGCAAGAGAAGAUUCGUAUUCGCAAGAAUCAAACCAUUAAUCUAACUUUACAAUAUAUUCCAUUAACAAUGGAUACUCACAAAUGUCAAAUAGUUUUAACUGAUCCACAAGUUGGAGAAUUUCAACAUGAUCUUUAAGGAACUGUAGAGUUACCUAAUUUAUCAGGUGAAUUCAAACCUGAAAAGCCUCUGUAUGUAGAUUAAACUAUCCAAAUUCCAUAUCAAAUUCCUUUCAAAAAUGAAUAGAUAGUUCGUGCUCGGUAACAAAUCUAAUAGAUAAUGUAAAUAAAAUAGAAGAACAAAUAAUAAUAAUUGGGUGUAGAUAAGACGAAUACCUAGAAUAAUUUUUAGAAUAAAUUAGUGUAUCCAGGUAGUAAUACUGAUUAAACGACUUUUGAAAUAGAAGUUUAUCCGUAAACAUAAUAUUUAUAAGUUCCAUAAACAUUGACUGUUGUUGAUGGAAAUAAAAAAUAAGUAGAUCGCAGUAAUGAUGGUAAAUUGCCAAUUACUUAUGCAUUUAAAAAUGCAACAAAAGAUUUUAGUGUCAUUUUGACUUUAAAAAAUAAAUUUGAUAUUCGGAGAUACAAAUUAUCAGCUCAAGUAUUACCCAAGGUUGUUAAGGCAACAUUAGAAUUUAGAGUACCUGCUAGAUAAUAAGUAGUUUAAGAGAUUCCAAUUGUGAAUAAUUCUGAUAAAGAAUGGAGCAUUAAGGUGUAGAUUAAUCAACCUUAAGAUGGAUUAUUUUAAUGUCCAAAUAAAGAUUUUUAAGUCAAGAAGAAAUCUACAGGAUUAUUUCCAAUAACAUUUUAUCCCUAAUGGAUAGCAUCUUGUGAGGCAAAACUAAUACUUAGUAAUCCUUAAACUAAUGAUGUAUUUGAAUAUGAUUUGGUUGGUAUUGGAGAAGAACCAGUUGCUGAGGAGCAUAUAAUACUUAAUUGUUAGGCUAGAAAAUAAAUGAAAAGAGACAUAGAAAUUAAAAAUAAUUCAGAAAAAGUGAUCACCUAUAAAGUGGAAACUGAUUUGAUCUAUGCAACUGGACCCUAGACCAUUACUGUAUAACCAGGAAAGAAAGCUACAUAUCAAUUAACUGUAUAACCAGUUUUAUCAGGGUAAUAUACUGGGUCAAUCACAUUCACAGAAGAAAGUGGAAGAUACUUAUGGUACACUGUCUUUAUGAAUACUGAAUCUCCGAAGUCAGUUCAGACUUUAGAAUUAUCUUGUCUAAUUAGAUAAGCUACGGUAAUGCAAUUAACACUUGUUAAUCCUUUGCCUGAAACUGCAAUUUAUGAAGCCAUAAUAAAUGGAGAUGGCCUAGUAGGAGAAGAUUAAUUUGCAAUUGGAGCUAACAAAGAGGGAAAUUAUGAAUUGACUUUUGCUCCACUUAAAAUAGGUAGAUGGAGAGGUAGUGUUGCAUUUGUAAAUCGUUAAUUAGGGGAAGUUUGGUAUGAAUUCAUACUCACUUGUGAAGAGUAACCAAUAAUAAAAUUAAAUGUAUUAAAGGCAUCUCUAGGAAAAGUAGAGUCAUUGCCUAUUACUUUAGAAAAUCCAUCUGAUUAAAAGGUCAAUUUGUAGUAUAGAAUAUCUAAUCCAACUAAUUUCGAUAUCUCACCUAAUGAAUUAGUUAUUCACCCAUAUGACGUCUUAAAAGUUAAUAUUAAAUAUACUCCCUCUUCACUUGAUUAAAUAGAGUAGUCUGAAAUUAUCUUUACAUCUCCUAUUGGAAAAUGGCAUUAUUUAGUUUUCGGUAAUGGUCUACCCCCAACUAAAUUCCCAGCUACUACUGUGAGUAUAGGAUUGAAUAAGGAUUACAGUUCUGUUGUACACUUUAAGAAUCCUUUUAAAGAUCCAAUUACUGUUAAAAUUGAAUUCGAAGCUGAAGGACAUAAUAAAGAAGUUUUUAAAUUACUGACCAACAAAAAUGAUAAGAUUCUUGUUCCAGGAAUGAAUGUUCUAUAAAUUCCUUUUUCAUUUGUUCCAAGAGAAAUCACUUGCUAUUAUGCUGAAAUAAUUAUUCAAAUGAAUGAAAAGAUCUCCUGGACUUUUCCAAUUAAAGGAGUAACAGAAAGUAUAUCAAAUCAAACAUUAUUUCAUUUUAAGGCCAAGUGUAGAGAAAAGUGGGAAGAUGAAAUCAAAAUUGGACUCUAAGGAAUUGCUUAAACUUUAUAAGCUGAUGACAAAUUUGAUUUUGAAUUGGCAAACAUUCCAGUAGAUUUAUAACAAAUGAUCAGCAAAUGCUUUAGUGUAAAGUGUACUAAAAACUAAUUAUAUAAUCCUCAUGAAAAUCUUCAUUUUGCUGUUCGAUUUUAGCCUAUGAAACCAUUCAAAGCUAGUCUUGAAUUUAUUGUUCUUAGACAAAGUGGAGGAAGAUGGAAAUACAAGAUAGUGUUAGAAGCCACUUAACCUGAUGAAGAUGAUGUUAUUAUAAUUAGUUCACCUUUAAAUAAAACUACUAGUGUUUCCUUCAAAUUAACAAAUAAAACUAAAGGAUACGCUAAGUUCUAUGCUGGAUUCACUCCUGAAUCCGAUGCUGAAUUUUCAGUUAUUCCUAAAAUCGGCGACCUUGAGCCAUAUGGAAGAGAAGGAACUACUUUUGUAAUUUCAUUUACUCCUAUAGAAUAUGGUAAGAUCAGAAAAGGCAAAUUAGUAAUUUAAACUGAGGACAUGUAUUGGUCUUAUUUGAUUAAGGGUAUUCUUCCAAAAUAUAUACCUCCUUAAAUCAAACAAUCGAAUAUUGAUAAUCAUUUAAUGAAAUCUUAAAUUUAGUAAUCCACCAUCAUUGAUUAAUCCAAAAACUAUGUUGUUGAGAAUAUCAAAAAAGCAAGAUAACUUACUCCACCUGCAUCUAAAAGACAGAUGUUUUUAGACGCCUCUUUUAUUAAAAAAUGAAAUAUCUACAUAUAUAUCUAUAUUUAUAUAUAACAAUAACA